GCUGAUGGGCAACUUAUAAAACUUGUGCUCCGCUCAGGCGGGCAUUCUUUUUCUGGAUUUUAGAGAAACAGAGAGGUUCGCGGGACUUAUUGGCCAAUUAUUUAUCAGAGGGAAGGAGCCUCUCAAAAUCUAUUAUCCUUUAUCAUUUAGGUUUAGCGAGUGUAUUGGACAUUGCAGAGAAGAUAGGGGCGCACCAUAAUUUCAUUUGAGGCUCAGGUUUUGUUGAUCAGGGUUUCCAUUCCCAUAGUUUCAAUUGUAGAAAUUAUCUUAUUGCUGUGAUGGGAAUGAUAAAAUAGACUUGUUGCUGAUUGGAAAAUGGACUUCACAGUUGAACCAGUUUGGUCUAGGCGUUCAUUUAAUUUUCGACAUUACUAUUUUGGUUAUAUUCAAGCUUCAGUAGGCAUUGGAGGUGGAGGUGGUUGGGAAAUACAACUCUAAGUCUUGGUGUUGUUGGUAUUUAGAAAUGCAAAGAGGAGAAAUUCAUGUGCAGGCGCAUAUGUCAGGGCAGCUUCCUAAUCAAACUGUUCCCCAGUUAUCUGGGCUGCCACAGCAUAACGGUAGUAACCUACCUUCCCAAAGCCAAGUCUCGGGAAGUUUCCAUGGCACAUGGCAAAAGGAUUCUGACGUUGUCCUAGCACGCAAUUGUAUAAGAAGCAGAAUCUUGCAACUACUCCAAAGGCAGCGAGCAGCUCUUGAAAGGCAGGCGAAGCUUCCUGAUCUUGCGAGGUGCUUGGAGGAAGGCCUAUUCAAGGCUGCCGCAUCUAAGGAGGAGUAUGUGGACUUGCAUACUUUGGAGCUCAGGUUGCAUGCUUUUGUUAAAUCUAAGGGUGCUAAUCGCAAUCAACCAUUAGCUCGCCCAGCUUCUUCUUCCUCUUCCAUUGGUGCAAUGAUACCAAGCCCAGGUAUGCCUCAUGGCAAGGAACAACCAGUGGUCCGUUCUGCUUUUGAUAACUCGGGAAAUGUUGGCAUUGGCUGUAAUAAGAUGGUUCCAAACGCUGUUAGCAUGGAAAGCUCGUCACCUGUUACGAAUAUACCCGCUGUCUUGGCUUAUGGAAAUUCUCUGAAUGCAUCUAAUGGACCUCUACGUACUGGAUAUCGGCAAGCGCACGAUGUUUUUGUUGGUUCUAGAAACAUUUUGGGUUCAUCAAUUGGUAUGCCAACAAUUGCCAGUCGGAUGAUCCCCACUCCUGGAUUGAAUAAUCAGCAAUCUGUGUCUGCUGAUUCUGCAUGUUUUUCUAGUGGGGGGAGUUUUUCCAAUGUUGAUUCUACAUCGGCAUCAGAUCAACAGCAGCCAAAUCAUUAUGUUGGAACUCAAAAUUGCCGCUUGCAUAAUCUCAGUGGGCAAAUUAGAGGAGGCAUGGUGUCCAGCAUGCAGCAAAGGCCUUCUACUCCUGAGUUCCCAAAUGGUGCUAGUGGACAAAUUAGAGGAGGCAUGGUGUCCAGCAUGCAGCAAAGGCCUUCUACUUCUGAGUUCCCAAAUGGUGCUGUGACUGGUGGGCUGCCAUUGAUUGGGAGCAACAUGCAUUUGAUGAACAAUGGGACUGGGCCAUCUGAGAGCUAUAUGAAGGCUUCUAUUUAUGGAAAUUAUCGAAGACCUCAGCAACAGCAUUUUGAUCUGCAUCAUCAACAUCAAUUGAUACAGAGUGAAGGGCCCAUGCUGAGUGCUGCUGUUCUUUCUGGGUCUGGAAAUCUUUGUACUCCUGCUACACGUAUGGCAUCUGCUGUGGGGAAUCAGAGUAUGAGACCUUUGCAGUUGCAGCCUCUGGAGAAUCUUCAGUCACCACAAGAUCAUUUGCUUCAGUCCCAAAAAAUGCAGCAAAAAACCCAGCCAUCGCAGUUUCACCAGCCACCUUCUCAGGCAAACGUACAGAUUGUGCAUCAGCAUCAACAGAGGCCACAAAAUCAGCAUCGCCAAGAGUCAAUCUCAGUGACUGAUGCAUUGACGGAAAUUCAAGUUGCAUCAGAUAAUAGUGGUCAGGUUGUGGCAGAUCAGGGAAUGGAUUUGCCUGUGUUGCAACCACCACAAAAAAUGACCCACUCACAAAAUAACUACCACAACCUUCUUGAUGGAUCACAGGCAGAACAUGCUUCUGACCUGCCAUCACUUGAAAAGCGUAUCCAAGAGGGACAUCACCAACGGAUAGCCGGAGAUGAAGCUCAAAGGCCAAAUCUCCCACUUGAAGGGUCCGUUGAGGAAAGAACUGCCUCUUCUUCGAAAAAUGAACCAGCGCUUGAGGUACCUGCUGGGGCAAGCCGUGGGCCUCCCAAUACAAACAUGGAAUCACGCAAACAGCAAAUUAUUAGGCAACAAUGGUGGCUUCUAUUUUUGCACCAUGCUAGAAAAUGUUUGGCCCCAAAAGGGAAAUGCCGAGAAUCUCAUUGCCUAAAUGUUCAAGAAUUGUUAGCACAUAUUGAAAAGUGUCGGGAAGCUCAGUGUGGUUAUCCUCGUUGCGUCUCUACCAGGGGUCUAUUACGGCAUCAUCAUAGUUGUCGUGCUGCAAAUUGUCCAGUUUGUGCCCCUGUCAAGCACAGGUUAUCACAACAGAAGGCUCUGAGUCAUCCUCUCUCUCAAUCUGGACCACCAAAUGUGAAGAAUAGCACGUGCGAGCCUUUGAGCACCACAGCUCCCAUCAUUAUGACAUCAACGUCUAGUUCUACUCUUGAAGCUUCAGAAGAUACACAACCUCCAUUGAAAAGAGUGAAACUGGAGCAUCCAUCGCCUACUUCUCUUUUGCCGAAGAGUGAUACACCAAUAGUUUCUAUUCCUUCUGUUAAUCAACCCGGGGAUCAAUUGGAUAGACCACCACCAGUGAGUCAUCAAGCCGAAGUGUCUAAGCCUCUUAACUUUGAGUGUGGGUCAGUGAAGUUGCAAUCAUCCACAAGUGCUGUUCGAGAACGUCCUGAUGAACCUAAUGUGGAUAAACAAGCUGACAGAAAGCACAAGGAUGAUCUGAAAACUGAGGAAGGGUAUGGUAUGUCGUGUCAAGUUGUCCUGCAAGCUAAGCAAGAACAGAUUCCUGCUAAGACAGAGACUGGGCCAAUUAAGUGUGAACCCAAACGAGAGACUAUUAUAAAACCAGCUGAGCAUGUGGCAUCAGCUAAAUUGGGGAAGCCAAAGAUCAAGGGUGUCUCACUAACCGAACUUUUUACUCCAGAGCAAAUUAGGGAGCAUAUCACAGGUCUCAGGCAGUGGGUUGGUCAGAGCAAAAGCAAAGCAGAAAAGAACCAGGCUAUGGAACAAUUAAUGGGUGAGAAUUCAUGCCAGCUGUGUGCUGUUGAUAAACUUUCAUUUGAACCGCCUCCUAUAUAUUGCACACCAUGUGGUAUUCGUAUUAAGAGAAAUGCUAUCUAUUAUACCAUGGGAACGGGUGAUACCCGACACUGUUUCUGUAUUCCAUGUUAUAACGAGGGACGUGGGGAGAACCUCGAGGUUGAUGGAUUUAUUGUUUCCAAGGCAAAGCUGGAAAAGAAACGUAAUGAUGAAGAAACUGAAGAAGCAUGGGUUCAAUGUGAUAAAUGUGAAGCUUGGCAGCAUCAGAUAUGUGCCCUUUUCAAUAGUAGAAGGAAUGAAGGUGGGCAAGCUGAAUACAUGUGCCCGAACUGCUAUAUUCAAGUGAUUGAAAGGGGAGAACGGAAGCCCUUACCUCAAAGCGCUGUUCUGGGUGCUAAAGAUUUGCCAAGAACGAACCUCAGCGACCAUAUGGAACAGAGGCUUUUCAGGAAACUGAAGCAAGAGAGACAGGAAAGGGCAAAAGUUCUGGGGAAGAGUUAUGAUGAGGUACCAGGAGCAGAAGCUCUUGUUAUACGAGUUGUGUCAUCUGUUGACAAGAAACUGGAAGUGAAACAACGAUUUCUAGAUAUAUUUCAAGAAGAAAAUUACCCAUCAGAAUUCCCCUACAAAUCCAAGGUCAUUUUGUUGUUCCAAAAGAUUGAGGGUGUAGAGGUUUGCCUUUUUGGUAUGUACAUUCAGGAAUUUGGCUCAGAAUGUCAGUUGCCAAAUCAGCGCCGUAUAUAUCUUUCAUAUCUUGAUUCAGUGAAAUACUUUCGGCCUGAGAUAAAGACGGUGACAGGAGAAGCUCUCCGCACCUUUGUUUAUCAUGAAAUACUGAUUGGGUACCUUGAGUAUUGCAAGAAACGGGGAUUCACUAGUUGUUACAUUUGGGCUUGUCCCCCACCAAAAGGUGAAGACUAUAUUUUAUAUUGCCAUCCUGAGAUACAGAAGACGCCCAAGUCUGAAAAGCUCCGGGAAUGGUACCUUUUAAUGCUACGGAAAGCAGCCAAAGAAAACAUUAUCGUGGGUCAGACUAAUUUGCAUGACCACUUCUUUGAGUGUACUGGUGGAUGUAAGGCGAAGGUAACUGCAGCUCGCUUGCCAUAUUUUGAUGGUGACUACUGGCCAGGUGCUGCAGAGGAUAUGAUCAGUCAAUUUCUACAAGAAGAAGAAGGAAGGAAGCACCAAAAGAAAGGGAAAACAAAAAAGAUUAUUACAAAAAGGACUUUAAGGGCUGCUGGUGCCCUGGGUGAUCUUUCUAGCAAUGCAUCAAAGGAUGCAUUACUAAUGCAUAAACUUGGUGAUAUCAUCCGACCAAUGAAGGAAGAUUUCAUCAUGGUCCACCUGCAGCAUGCAUGCAUUCAUUGUUGCCAUCUCAUGGUGUCUGGAAAACGUUGGGUUUGCAAGCAGUGUGAAAAUUUUCAGCUUUGUGAAAGCUGUUUUGAGGCAGAGGAAAAACUUGAUGAUAAGUAUCGACACCCCAUCAGUACUAGGGAAAAGCAUGUUCUUUAUCCUGUUCUGAUAACCGAUGUACCUACAGAUACCAAGGAUAAAGAUGAGAUCCUUGAAAGUGAGUUCUUUGACACCAGGCAAGCAUUUUUGAGCCUUUGUCAAGGAAACCAUUAUCAACAUGACACCCUGCGCCGAGCGAAGCAUUCCUCGAUGAUGGUCCUCUAUCAUCUUCAUAAUCCAACUGAACCUGCAUUUGUUUCAACGUGCAACAACUGCCAGCAUGACAUUGAGGCUGGUCAGGGAUGGCGUUGUGAGGUCUGUCCUGAUUAUGACAUAUGCAAUGCUUGUUAUGAAAAGGGGGGUGGUGCAAAUCAUCCUCAUAAGUUGACUGCCCAUCCCUCCUCGGCAGACCGUGAUGCACAGAAUAAGGAGGCUCGACAGGAACGUGUUUUACAGCUUCGGAGAAUGCUGGACCUUCUGGUGCAUGCCGCUCAGUGCCGUUCUCCCCAAUGCCAAUAUCCAAAUUGUCGCAAGGUUAAGGGCCUGUUCCGUCACGGGAUCCAGUGCAAGGUCCGUGCCUCAGGUGGUUGUCCACUGUGCAAGAAAAUGUGGUAUCUCCUUCAAUUGCAUGCUCGUGCUUGCAAAGAGUCCCAGUGCCAUGUUCCUCGUUGCAGGGAUUUGAAGGAGCAUCUUAGAAGGUUGCAGCAGCAGUCUGAGUCUCGGCGAAGAGCUGCAGUUAUGGAGAUGAUGAGACAACGAACCUCUGAGGUUGCUAGGGGCAUGGGUUAAAUUUUUUUGUGCAUAUAUUGUGUCAUUAAAAAUAAUAGAAGAAGAACAAGGCUGCUUUCAUGUCCGUUUUGCUUGGAGAAUUGUCAGAAAACAAUCGCCAGAAAGCUGCCAUUAGCUCACCGGUCCAUUGGAUUAUUCAAAGAUGAGCACAAGUUGCCAGUUGCAGUUCUCAAUGAAAGCUUCAGUUUUGCCAGCAAAACCCUGAUGCAGUGGAGCAAGGAUGAAUAACUUGUGCCUGCAAGGGCCGACCUCUUCUUUGAUUGUUUGGUGAAAGUUUUGGACAAGGUAUCAUUCUGCUGAGACUAUCUGUAUUCUCAUAAGAUCAGGGUUUCAAAAGUCAGGCCCGCUCAACUCGAGUGCCCCAACUCGAGUAGGUUUUGGGGGUGUCUGACUUGAAACAAUACCACAAAUCUCAGGAAAGCUUAGUCCCCAAUUAUUAUCAGAAAACUGAAAAGGUCAAAAGGCUUUUUCGUUAACUCUUGACUGAACUGACCGACGCAAGUCGGUAUACCUCGACUCAAAACUGACUUUCUAAACAUUGGUUAGAAGUUUUUGAAGGGUCUCACCCCUAAUGUCGAUUGAGGUGAUUCUUUGAAUUUUGUCUUUGUACCCCAGUUCUUGUUUCUUUCUCUGUUGAAGGAGUGUAACAUAUAUCCCUUAAUUUGUUAGUCUAGUCUUCUGAGAGAUUUCAUUUGAGUGUUUGGGGGCCUUGGCCUUUUGGACCCAGCUCUUUUCUGCAAAGAAACAAUAAGAUGGAAUAUGUUGUAAACAAGAAUCACUGAGAUAUACUACAUUGUGAGCAGAUGGUUUGGGUUAGAGUUUCGCUAUAUACAGUUUCCAAUGUCUUGGCCGCGGUAAGAGCCAUGCUUUGCAUUUUAUGGA
Messenger RNA from Amborella trichopoda, 6394 nucleotides. Its product is annotated as histone acetyltransferase HAC1. Gene Ontology annotation, biological process: positive regulation of transcription by RNA polymerase II. Gene Ontology annotation, cellular component: histone acetyltransferase complex; transcription regulator complex. Lineage: Eukaryota; Viridiplantae; Streptophyta; Magnoliopsida; Amborellales; Amborellaceae. Gene Ontology annotation, molecular function: zinc ion binding; chromatin DNA binding; histone acetyltransferase activity. The record is from RefSeq and is a predicted model, not a curated record.